AUGCAGCCGCUUAAUCCUUAUUUGAGGGCCUUUUUCCGCAGCGCUCUGCCUGCGCAAUGCCAGCCCAUCAGUCACCAUCUGCUGCUCGUCCCAACGACCGAAGUGCUGCUGCGCUCCAAAGACCGAGACACGAACACGCCCUACGUCGAUCUAGCGGGAACUGAAGAAUUUCUGGCAAGUCAUGUGCUGCGUGUGCCUGGUGGCGGUGCACCACAAAACAGUGGAGGGAAUGGGAACGCCGGGAGUGGUAGCGGACGAGGCAGUGGGAAGGACGGCGCCGGCGGCGUGCGUGAGGGCAAGGGCAAGGCGAAACAGUACUCCACCAUUAAUGGUCGGACAGUCAUAAUCAAGGACUCGUUUGUGUACAGCAACAAGGGCUUCCGCACCCUGAACCAGGCACAAUUGCUGGCCGAUGCCAUCUUCUACCCUGAUGCGCCGGACGGCCAGCAGUGGCUCAUCUACUACAUCUCGCGUCCAUUACUGGGUACCUAUCAUGCCACACCAAUCAUUCCGGCGGUGAUCAGUGAUGAGCCUAGCAAGGAGAGAAGGCGACUUCUGGCGGAGGUCACCGCAGAUUCCACAACGACAGGCGUGGCGCCGCCCACGCCCAAGAAGAAAGAGAUCAAGACAUUCGGCGAUCUUUUGACACAGUUUCCCAUGAUCUCGCGGCAGAUGCAAAAUGGUUUGGAGAAGGUCAUUCGCGAUUUCAUUUCAAUCAAUGAUGCACCCCUUCCCAAGCCGAGAUCCAGGCGAUCGUCGGUCAGCUCACAACUCUCGGGUCCGUCAAUCAGCGACUCCGUAUCAUCGAUCAAGUCGUCGCUGUCAGGAAUGAGCGUUGUUCAUCCAACAUCGAUCGAGCUGGAACCGGAAGAGCAGACACUUCGUACUUCGCUGGAGACUGCGAUCAUAAGCGCAAUCGACCUCUUUCAAAACGUUGACAAGCAACAGCUGUCGCUUCUUGGCGCAAGUACAGAGCUGAAUGGACCCACGGUUGAGCGUCUGAUUGAACGAUAUGUGACGGAGCAGGUCCAUGACCAAACUCUGUUUCCCAGGGUAUGCGCAAUGCGCCAAUCUGACGACUCGGAUCUUGGAUCCAAGAUUCGAAGAAUGACAGACAUUGAUAUCGCACAAGUAGGUGUGCCUAUUCCGGAUGGUAUGCGCGGGAAGCGAAAGCUUGCGGCCCAGAUCGCCAAGGGCGUCGAUGCUUUCAAAAAGAUGGGCGUUGCAAGCAGCCCGCAGGAGAUGUUGGAAAUAUUGUUGGCAACACAGAAGGCCAUCACCGCGACCGAGACUUCGGCUGUCGAUGGCACAGAAAUGGUAUCGCAAUCGGAGUCACAAACUCCACUGACCAUCAACGCUGAUGUGCUAGUGUCCAUGCUACUGAUCGUGGUUAUUCGCAGUGGUGUGCGACACUUGCACUCCCGUCUCCUGUACAUGCGCUACUUCAUUUUCAUCGAUGAAGUGGAGAGUGGAGRGCAAGGCUAUGCGUUGGCAACAUUAGAAGCAGUCCUGGCGCAUCUUUCAGGGGGCGCUAAUGCUCUCCGGAAAGCAAGCRAGCGGAAUCGCUUGCUUUGGCAAGCUGUCAAGACAGACGAUGUCCAGGCCAUGGAAGCGAUACUCCAACCACGUAUUCUCUCGGGUGACGACUCCACCUUGGCCGAAUCACCCAUCGGGUCUGACCAUGAGUCCUCCGAUACCGAAGAUGUGUUUGUGGGCCCACCGCAUGGAGCUGGCCUGGAGACGGACCCCGUUCAGGACGUGUCGCACUCGAUCGAUUUUGCUACGACAAACACUUCGCUGCAUCAUGUUUUCCCAUUCCAAAGGCCUCCAACCCCUCCGCCUGAGCACGCAAACCAGAAGGUGAAAAAGCAUGUGUCGAUGGCGUCUUUACCAAGAAGCCACUCGGCCUCGUCUGCUUACUCUUCCCGUUCGCACUCGCGAAACAAGAGUAUCGACUCUGACGCCAGCACGAGCCUUGAAGGUGACCUUUCGGUAGAAAGGCUUGCGCAGACACAGGACGCAGAUGGGAACUCGAUUUUGAUGAUGGCCGUGGACUCGGGAAAGACAAGUGCGCUCAGCCUUCUGCUCCGCAUGCCAGCACAUUUCCGCGCCGCUUUCGUCCUAGAAGACGUAAACAACGACGGUGCAACUCUACUAAGUGUUGCUGUACAAUCUGGCAAUGUCGCAGUGACAGAGGAACUGGUUCGAUACAUGGAGUACAAUGCCUCCGAGGAAGAGCUCCAACGAUACAUUGCGACACAAGACAGCAAAGGCCGCUGUUUUGCACACUAUCUCUUCCAUCAGCCUCAUCUCAUACGCCGAUUUGGGAAGAAAUUGCCUUGGCGGUUGAAAGACAACAUUGGCCAGACACCGCUGUUUGCGCUGUGCAGGUCCUACGAUCACGAACAGUACCACUCCAUGAUUGCAGAGGCUCUUGCUUUGGCUACGGCCGCACAGGACGAUGGAGAGCCGUUACAUCUGGACGAUCACGUUGACGCUAAGGGUAAUACCCUUUUGCACAUCAUCAACGACAUGGCACUGACCGUCAAAAUGCUUCGACAUUGCGACUCCGAUGUCAACGCUGCCAACGACAAGCGCUUCACGCCGCUCAUGGUUGGAAGUAAAUACGGCCGGAUCGAUCUUGUGCGGGCGAUUUUCGGAGAUCCGCGAGCAGACCUGACGCUCAAAGAUAUUCGCGGGUUGACAGCAGUGGAACUCGCCAAAGACGACGAUGUGCGCAACCGUAUUGAUGACCUGAUCUUACUCUCCAGUCCAGCCGGGAGAGACGGCCGCAUGACGACCGUGGUCCGCUCAUUUUUCGUCGAGGAUGCCACCAUCAGACUGGUCUUGAAGUCCGGAGCACCGAAUGGGAACGGAUCGAUUACCGUCACCACAUGUAUGCGAUCCGUCGCAGACUUCGAAAAUCUCAUCAGAUGGCUGUCAAUUGAGUGUCCCGCGAGCUGGCUCCCCUCGCAGUUCAGUCUCCCCUCCCCGUUUCUCAUACCUUCCAGACCAUCACGGACGGUCUUAAAGGACAUUCAGAUCAGGAUGGAUAAUCUGUUCCACACUCUGCUGACUCAUGGAACGUUUUCAACCCAUGAGUUGGUCUGGGAGUUCUUCCUGGUCCCAGAAAUAGACGUCAACAUGCUCUCCGAGCGCACGCAACGCAAAGCAGAAGCCAGAGUGGAGAACGUGAAGGAAGAUUAUGAACCGAUCACAGAUACUCAAGGCGUUGAGAACUUUACCGCUUUUGCACGAGAACAAGUCCGGGGAGUAACGCAGUCAACGAAGAAGGCCAUUCGAGCGACGAACCGGCAGAGGAUGCUAUACAACGAUCUUUCAGACGCACAGCUACUGGCUUCCUCUGCCCUCUCGACGCUCUUGUUUCUACCGGCACCCUACAUCUCGGCUUUUGAGCGCUAUACUAAACUGUUCGUUCCCAGCGAAGCUUCCCCGUUAGUGAAACUUUACUACGCUCUCCAUGCAAUUCACUCGUCCAGCUMUGCGAUCCAAGUUGCCACAAAUCGCCCCACAUAUCUCAUUGGCAGCAUKGCGCAGUCCCAGCGUGCGAUCGAUCGAAGCAAGAACUCCAUUUCGAGAUCAAACCGAUGGACACCAAAUCUUGGGAUUUUCGAGGAUGCGAAGAAGGCGGUGGAAGUAGAGGCUUGGGACAAGGCUGCAAAGGCUAGAAGAGAGAAGAACAGUUUAGGUUGCGAGCUGGCGUAUACGCAGCAGACUAUUGCGAGUGAGCUGGCUGUAUGGCAGGAUGAGCACGUCAAGAGUGGGAGAGCGAUGCUGAGAGCAUUAGCGCGCGAGACCAUCGUCAAGGAGCGUGCGAAGCUUGAAGGUAUGAGGCGUGCGCUUAGAGCCGUCAAGAAGAGUUGA
Messenger RNA from Ramularia collo-cygni, 3885 nucleotides. Its product is annotated as related to VPS9 domain protein. The transcript has a single exon. Gene Ontology annotation, biological process: early endosome to late endosome transport. The record is from RefSeq and is a predicted model, not a curated record. Gene Ontology annotation, molecular function: guanyl-nucleotide exchange factor activity; phosphatidylinositol binding; SNARE binding. Gene Ontology annotation, cellular component: plasma membrane; early endosome; tubular endosome. Bases 1 to 3885 code for a protein of 1294 amino acids. NCBI's taxonomy places the organism in Eukaryota, Fungi, Ascomycota, Dothideomycetes, Mycosphaerellales, Mycosphaerellaceae.